This is a messenger RNA of Kickxella alabastrina, 1634 nucleotides long. RefSeq names its product mRNA capping enzyme, catalytic domain-containing protein. Lineage: Eukaryota; Fungi; Kickxellomycota; Kickxellomycetes; Kickxellales; Kickxellaceae. The record is from RefSeq and is a predicted model, not a curated record. The transcript has a single exon. The coding region runs from base 409 to 1497 and encodes 362 amino acids. Gene Ontology annotation, biological process: 7-methylguanosine mRNA capping. Gene Ontology annotation, molecular function: mRNA guanylyltransferase activity; ATP binding.
GGACUCGGACUCGGACUCGGACUCGGAAUUGGAAAUGGAAUGCGACACAGGCUCGGCGGCCUUGUCCUCGGGCUGAGCGCGGGACAUUGGUUGUUAAAAGAGGCGGAUUUGGGAUGUUUAAAUGAUUGGCGGCGAGAAAGAGGAAGGCUUGCUGAAGCAAUGUGACUUCGGAUUUUUUAUUUUGAGCAGUAAAAAUAAAGGUUUUUUUUCAUGGGUGACGACAAAAUUAUCCAACAAGCGGCCAAAAUCGAAUAAGAGGGAACGAAGGAAGGGGAGCGGUUGAUCCUGAUUUAUCCCGCUUGAUCGCGGCCUGCCUCUCUCUCUCCUUUGCACUCUUUCCUUAUUUCCUAUUUUUUCUCUCUCGCUAAUCGGCGCCAAUUCCCCCCUCCUGCUCCAAUUCCUCUCACGAUGGCUGGCGAAAUUCCAGAGAUCCCCGGGCGGCUUGUUCCGGCAGACGUUGCAUACAAUCUGCGGCGGCUGGUUGGCGAAAUUACCGGCACCAACCGGACGACGUUUCCAGGGGCGCAGCCAGUGUCAUUCACAGCGUCCGAGAGCAUCAGCCAGCUUCUGGCGCACAACUACCUCGUAUGUGAAAAGUCCGACGGCGUCCGCGUUCUGGUGCUGAUGCUGGCGACGGACAAGGGCCCGCAGACGUUCUUCAUCACGCGCAAAAACGAGUACUUCUUCGCACCCAACCUGGCAUUCCCGACGCCAGGCGACAGCAGCCGCUUCCACCACAACACACUGAUCGACGCCGAGCUCGUUAUCGACGUCAUGCCCGACGGCUCGCGCGUGCGCAAGCUGCUUGCCUUUGACGCGCUGGUCGUGUUUGGCGCGAACUGCAUGCAGCGCGACUUGGAGAAGCGGCUCGGCUUCUUGCGAGACCACAUCGUUGGGCCGUUCCGAGCCGCGCGCCGCCACGAUAGCCCCGAGGCCGCUCGGCUCGUGCCAGUGGUGGCCGAGGUCAAACUGUUUGAGCGCAGCUACGGCGUGCAAAAGGUCUACGACCAGAUCAUCCCGCGCCUCUACCACAAGUCUGACGGCCUGAUCUUCACCGCCGUCAAGGCGCCCUAUAUGCCCGGCACGUGCAACACCAUAGUCAAGUGGAAGCCGGCCGGCGAGAACUCCAUUGACUUUAAGAUCCGCGUCACACGCAACAGUAGCAAUGCACCGGAGCUGCAGUUGCACCAGUGGCUGGGCGGCGACAACUACGAGCUCUUUGGCAUUAUGGCUGUGCGCCCCGACGACUGGGCCACGCACUUUGCCGAUCUUGCCCGCCUGGAUGGCCGCAUUGCCGAGACCAUCUAUGACCCCGAAUACAGCCCGCCAGCCGUCUGGCGCUUCCUGCGCUUCCGCGACGACAAGCCGCACGGCAACCACGCGUCGGUCAUCCAACGUAUUAUCGCCAGUAUCGGCGACACGAUGGAUUUGGACGAGCUGGUCAACGUCAUGGUGCAGGUGCGCGACAACUGGAAGUGCCGCAACCCAGGCUCAUGAAUCACCGUCGAUGAUCCAAUGAUCUAAUCCGCGAUCCGCAGCAGCCCCCAAAUAUUGUACUCUCUCUACAUUGUUUCACAAGAAAAAUAUACCAUUACAACAACAGAUAUAAACAUAAAUACAUGUAUUUCUUAAUU